Molecule: messenger RNA, 1918 nt
Organism: Maniola jurtina (meadow brown)
Lineage: Eukaryota; Metazoa; Arthropoda; Insecta; Lepidoptera; Nymphalidae
Gene: Alp12
Product: alkaline phosphatase
Exons: 9
Coding region: 33-1580 (515 amino acids)
Biological process (GO): dephosphorylation
Molecular function (GO): alkaline phosphatase activity
Source: RefSeq, a predicted model, not a curated record
ACUUUAGUUCAAAGAGUAGUUUAGUUGUCAAAAUGCGCAAGAGCGGAGUGGUCGUGUUAUUUGUGUUUUGUUUUAUUGUCACGGUACAAUGUUCUUUACGAAAAGAUGCAGACUACUGGACUAAACUAGCCACAAAAGAACUAGACGAGGCUCUAAGAGUCAAAUGGAACGUAGGUCGGGCGAAGAAUGUAAUUCUUUUCAUCGGAGACGGCAUGGGACCCAACACCGUGACAGCCACUAGGAUUUACAAGGGAGGGGAAAGCCAUAAGCUGUCAUAUGAGAUGUUCCCACACGUAGGACUGUUAAAGACAUAUUCAGCAGACAAAAUGGUCCCAGACUCUUCCAGCACAGCGACUGCGUUGCUUUGCGGAGUCAAGGUCAACCAGUACACCGUGGGGGUGGACUCCACCGUGAAGCACAAGGACUGUGAUGCGUCUCUCAAUCCUAACGCCCAUUUGGACUCCUUGGCCGCUUGGGCUUUGAGAGCUGGAAAGAGCACAGGUUUCGUGACCACAAUGCGUGUAACCCACGCCACACCAGGCCCAAUGUACGCCCACAGUGCAGCCCGAAUAUGGGAGUGCGAUCGAGACUUGCCCACCGGGGCCGAGAGAUGUAAAGACAUCGCUAGACAACUUGUUGAGGACUGGCCUGGGAGAGAUCUCAACGUCAUCAUGGGCGGCGGCAGACAGGGUCUGAUGACCAAUGCUACGGUCACCCCCUCCGACCCGACCAGCCCCUGGUCGUGCUCCAGGCAAGACGGUAGAAACCUCAUUGAAGAGUACAAGAAAGAUAAAAAGAGUCGAAGACUGAAGUACAGCGUGGUGUCCAAUAAUAGAGAAUUGAGAGAGUUUAAUGUUAAUGACACUGAUUAUCUUCUUGGUAUAUUCUCUAACGAACACUUAAAAUAUGAGAGCGAGAGGAACAAGGGACCAGAUGGCAUGCCAUCCAUCAGCGACAUGGUGGAAGCGGCGCUUCAUGUGCUCAAGAGGAACUCCAACGGGUUCUUCCUAAUGGUAGAAGGCGGAAACAUAGACAUGGCCCACCACCGAGGUCGUGCCAAGGUUGCGAUCAACGAAUCCUCAGCUAUGGACGAUGCAGUCAAGUUAGCUCUCGGUAUGACGGACGAGGAAGACACGCUCAUCGUGGUGACAAGUGAUCAUGCGCAUUCGUUACAAAUCAACGGUUAUCCUGAAAGAGGAAUGAAUAUUUUUGGAACAACUGGUCCAUCUCGAGCUGAUGGUUUAAACUACACAAUACUCUCCUACGGAACCGGAGGUCCGGGCUCCUUCCAGUACAGCGUGGAAACUAACCAGAACGGCAGCCGCGUGGUCAGGCAGGACCCCAGCACGGUGGACACUGACAGCUUCAAGUAUGAGCAGAUUGCGGCCAUACCGCUUGAGGAAAACAUUCAUGGGGGAAGCGACGUAACGGUAUAUGCUAGAGGUCCCUUCGCCCAUUUAUUCCACAACGUCCACGAGCAGAACUACGUGUUCCACGUGAUCUCGUACGCCGCCAAAAUGGGACCUUACUCCGCUGGACGCUCCCAUGCCGUUGACAACAAUACCAACGUUUGCUUAUGACUAGUCGUAAGCGUAGCCGCAUAUUGGCUACUAUCGCAUGACCAUGGAAUAGAAUAUUUUUUUUUUUUUCUUUAAAUCAGAGGAGGAAAAUCGCUACUUUUUUUUUACACCUUUGAGAACAAAAUUGCGAAAAGUAGGCGUGCCCGAGAUCGAAUCCUGGACCCCCCGAAUAAGAAGUCAAUGGUUUAACCACUUGACUCUUACUGCUUUUGGCGCUAUGUACUGGCUUUACUCUGAUUAGCCAAUGUCAAGUUUGUGAUAUUUUCAAGUUAUUGAUUUUAUACAAGUAUGGACUCCGUCUGCGCCGGCGCCCGCCGACAUACGCGCGGCGCCCCUUU